GAUAAAACCCUCCUGCGCAGCUCGGCUCUUCGCUUCUUUGCCUUCGGCCGCUGAUCGAGAUGUCAAGGGGAUCUACAUGCCUGCAGUGGCUGCCUCCUCCCUUGGCAGGAGGAGACCUACCUGGCUAGGGAAAUACCACCUACCUGCAGACCACCUUGGGCAGAACAUGGACGACACCAGCUAGCUGCCCGCUUCCAAGUUGCAACCCGCUGUUGUUUGCGCCACGACCGUCGGUCGACUAGGUAGGUAGGUAGCCAUUGUCUUGCGCCUGCUAAGUAGUGCUCCGAGGGUCAUCAUUUGCUCUACCCUGCUUCAAACCUCCAAUUCUCAGGACAGCGUCGCGCUCGUCGGAUGCCCAAGACACACGGCGGAUGACAAGCAACACGGACCGAGCGAGGCAAAACAACAGGCGUCAAGGCAUCGCACCACCACAGGCCCAGGAAUCCAACGUCGCACGCCUUCCAUCCGCCGGCCGAACAAGGCACUCCGGGAAGUGCCCCCGUGCUGUACUGGUACUUCCGGACUGUGCCCCGUCUCAUCCCAUCCCAUCCGCAUCCACAUCCACAUCCAUAUCCACAUCCCAGCCAAUACCAGCCCAUCCCUCCUUCCCUCCCACCCCCAUCCAUAGCGACCCUCCUCCUCCCUCACCUCUUGAUCUCCUCCUGUGCCCCAGCCCAGCCCGGCCCAGCUCAAGCCCCCCCCCCGAAAUCCCCGAGGCGUCUCUCCACGCACGCCUGCCUUUUUCCAACGACCACCCCGUCGUGGCCGCCGUCACCCUGUUGCACUUACAUAUACUUGUGCUGCUGCCACAUACCAUUGCUGUCUUUGCCCUCGACUCCUCCACCAAGUACGUCGAUUUGCGACUCACCGUAUACCUCGAGCGACCGUUUCUUGUCAUUUCUCCCAUUCUUCUUCUACUUCUUGCAAAUUAUUCUUCGCCUUCGCCUUCCGUUCCUGUUCGAUCACCCCGUUGCCGUUUUGGCGUGCCUCUCGACGAUACGGACACACCGAAGCUGUCGCCACCUCCCAAGGCUCGCUCGAGUCAGACCUUACCACCGAUACCUGCACCCUCACGACUCAGCCGGCCGCCUCUGGCCGACAUCGCCGCUGAAAGGUUCAAUGACGAGUCCUGUGUCGUAAUUGUUCCCGCCUUCCCAGCUGUCCUGGCUUUGCAGCCCUGGUGCAUCUUCAGCUGCCUCGGCAGCCCACUAUACCAGCCUCGUCUAAGAUACAAACCCUGUAUCUGCUUCUUGGCCAACAAAACCUUGACCAUGGCGUUCCCGCCACAAUACCGGGAGCCUGCUCCCACGCUCCCUAGCAUUAUUACCCCCGGGCCUGGACGCUAUCGAGGACAUCACGACAUGCCUUUCGGACGAAGUCCCGCCAUGUCCAUACCAGGUCUCGAUAUGCGAGACGAUGUGCCGCCCCCUCUGCCUCCGCCUCGAGUGCUACCCUUUGGCGAUAGCCCUCACCCGUCGGAACACUUGAGAAGAGACAGCCGAGACUACAACGCUUCUUCGUCUUUUGCUAGCGGUUACGGUAGCAUGGCUUCUUCCCAGGCGGAUGAUCGUCCGAACUUCAAGAGACGGGGCACCGGCAGCACAACCAAUGGCGACGAGGGCUACGCAAGUUAUGCUUCUACCGACAGAUCUCGUGAUUCGGCGCCGACAGAGUUUGGACUGCAUCACAGCAAGUUUCACUUCCAGUCUCCCGCUGAUAUCCACACGGACGACGUUUUGAAGAGACUGGAUCCGAUCCGCAAUGCCGAAAAGUCGCCACCGCGCUCACUCUUGACGUCCUCCGUCAGCGACAUGUCCCGAAGACAUCCGGAUGCACGGGCGAGACCGACUCUGAAUAUGCCCGUUCAGUUGCCUAUCCAUAGCCGCCAGGCGAUGCUCGACUCGCCCAUUAGUCGCUUCUCAGACAGCCCGCUAUACUCGGCCGCAUCCCCUCGACCUCUGCCGUUCCACCACAGCCCCGUGGACCAGCGCCCACAUCCCGACACGUCAGACGUGGACCAGUCGCCACGGGCACGGACGUGGAGGAACAACAGCGAUGACGCCAACUCCACUCAAGGGAGCUACGAGUUCACUGGGGCAGAAGACAUGGAAAUGGAUGACGCUGCUUCUAUCAAGCGUUUGCAUCUCGACGACUCGUACGCUGCUGUCGGUCAGAAGCGUCGGGCUGCCAGCCCGCCCCCCGAAGAGAUGCUGCUCCACGGCGUCAAUAGCCAGAGUGACGUCGUCCGUCGAAGAGAUAUUGGCUCGAGAGGCUCUCCCACACCUAGGCUGGCCGUGGUGCCCCAAGGGUCCUCUGUUUCGUCCAUGUCCCCGGCCGCGGUGUCGCGCUCCAAUUCUUACAUCUCAUCGGCUUCGAUGCCACCCUUGUCCGGCAACUCAUACGGCCGUCACUCGCCUGGCGGUGCAUCACCAGGGGGUCUCUCACCAACAUCGUGCAGUUCCCCUUACACGACACCCGCUUCCUUGACGCAAAGCCCCCGAACAUCCAUCUCGGGUCGGGGCGGCGCGCACGCUCGCACAGCCUCGGGUGCGAGUCCGAGGAAGUUAACGGAGAUCCAGAAGCCGAGCGGCACGAAGCUACAGGGGUUUUACAUGUGCGAGUGCUGCCCAAAGAAGCCCAAAAAGUUUGAGACGGCAGACGAGCUCGCUGCUCAUGAGGCUGAGAAACAGUACGAGUGCUCCUUCUGCGGCAACCGAUUCAAAAACAAGAACGAAGCAGAGCGUCACCAGAACUCUCUGCACGUCCGCCGGCAUUCUUGGUCCUGCUCCGCGCUCUCUGGAUACGACCGUGCUUUUCAUGAUUCAACCAGCCGCCCCGGGGAGGUCGACACCUGUGGCUACUGUGGCGUUGAGUUUCCCAGAACUGGCUGUGCCAUGGGGAGUGGCAUUGGAGGCCACCCACCCAGGCACGCCACAGAACAAGAUUGGGAAGAGCGAAUCCGGCAUUUGCAAGACGUGCACAAGUUCAGGGAAUGCAACUCGGCCAAGAAAUUUUACAGGGCGGAUCAUUUCCGCCAGCAUCUCAAGCAUAGCCAUGCCGGGACCAGCGGCAAGUGGACCAACAUGCUGGAGAAUGCUUGCAUGGUGGAGGAAGAUCCCUCGCCUCGGUGAGCAACAGGGCACAGAGCACUCUUAAGGAUUCGAAUUCGCAUCGCAUCGUCGCCUCGUGAAGGAUGGCGCCUCGCACAGCAUGUCUUUUCCACUUCAAGGACACGAAUUUACGACAACUGAUUUAAGGCGUAACGGCAACAUGGGAAGGCGCUGAAAGAAUAUGCGCCUUGGGUUUGGCAACACAUACCCCCUCAUAUGAGGCAAACAUAGCGGAUGGAGGCAUCGAAUUGAUUUUUUUGACUUGUUUCCUGGCUUGACCAGUGUGGGCGCGGUCUGCAUGGCCAGGAUGAGCGUUGGACGUCGGGUUGGAUUUAGUCGUGGCGGGAUAGGGACUUGGCGGAUAGGGAUGGGUCUACAUGGCGAGGCGAACCUGCGGUUCGGUACUCCGGUGUUGGCGGAUGGCCCGCAGCCGAAGCAGGCUAAGGGAGUCGGCUCACAGGAGAUUCGGGCUUGGUGCAAAGUCCGAGGCGGUUGGCAUUUCGAACGACCCGACCUGUCAUGCCCCUCUCAACAGGGCGGGAUUCAGCGGGGCAAUGCUGCGGUUGUCAGAAGAGUUCACUUACGCGCCCGACGUGUGCAACAAUGGUAUCUUCUCGCUGAUCGCUGUCAAGUUUUGUGAGGCAGAACAUGCCUUGUUGACAAGUGUUGUGCGCACAAUGGUUCAACAUUGGGCCGAUCUGACGCGUCCCGCCCCUCCAUAACCACAGACACCGCGAGGCACCAGCACAUUGUGCCAUGGGCAGCCUCCAUGGUCUGCCAAGUCAUGUUUCGACCACACUCCAGCGCGCCCGAGUCAACAGUGGCGGCGCACAGGGCGUUGGGAACACUGCGUGGCGUCGGCAGCGCUCUUCGUUUAGUAGCUCAGGUUGUUUCCACCGCGGCACCAAGUCACCGACUUCCUCGGUGGCUGUGCGGCUGCAUUGGGCUGAAGCAAGCGACCCCUGCAUGGUCUGCAAAGUGCGCAAUGUACGGAGUACGAAUACAUGUACUACGGAGUACGUACAUACUAUGUCAAGGAAAUUCACUUGGUGGCGGGAAAAUAGGCGCCAUGGCACAAAGCGACUAGACAGCAACUCAAACUUGGAAAGACCACUGGUGACAAUGGUCCGUGACGAUGACUGCGCC
Molecule: messenger RNA, 4256 nt
Organism: Purpureocillium takamizusanense
Lineage: Eukaryota; Fungi; Ascomycota; Sordariomycetes; Hypocreales; Ophiocordycipitaceae
Exons: 4
Coding region: 372-3131 (919 amino acids)
Source: RefSeq, a predicted model, not a curated record